UCGUCCAGAACCCCCCUGCUCGAUCCCCAUACACCCGAGCAGCUGCUAGGGUUCCUAGCCGCCCCCUCCACCACCGCGUGCCAAGCCACCGGCACCGCUUCCCCUCCACUAUCGCGUGCCAAGCCACCGGCGCCGCUUCCCCUCCACAACCUCCUCUUCCUACACUGCUCGUCGGACCUCCUCCCUCCCCCUCCCCACCUCAAAAUAGGAACACAACAAAAAAUCCCCAUCCUAUCCAUUGUCGGGCGACUCGUCGCCAACGGGGCCGCCUGUGCCACGGGAGUACUACGCUGGAACCGCCGCAGCAGUCGUGACCGCUGCGACCUCCACUGCCAUCCCACGCUGCACCUCUUCCUCUCUCGUCCCCGAUCUCGGAGGUGGGAUUGCAGUGGGUGUAGUGAAGUAGAGGGGAGAUCUGGGCACCGGAGCGGAGGAGGAGCAAGGUGGACCAGGCCACGCACAAAUCAAGGGUCAUCCUACCCGUGCCAGGCAUACCCAUGCCUGGUUGAUGUUGAUCUGAUGCCAUAAUGCACACAAGGUGUUUGAGUGCCAACACCCGUAGGCUGCCGGUCCAGCCAUAUGGAAGAUGCACUGGAGAUCAAGGACGUGGAAAAAAUCGUAGAGGCAAUCCUCAUCCGCCUCCCGCCUGGUGAGCCUGAGAAUUUCGUGUGUGCAUCCCUCGUCUGCCAACUGUGGCGCCGCCUCCUCUCCGACAAUGGCUUCCUCAACCGUUAUCGAGAUCUCCAUAAUACACCACCUAUGCUCGGACUUCUCCACAAUUGGGUCAUCUGGUUCCCCAUGAUGGGCAACACCAGGGAGCUGCCGGCACCACAGAGAGGCGACAGUUGGAAUACUUAUGAAUGUGCAACUGUGCUUUGUGCCGUUGACGGUUGCGACCAUGGGGCUUGCCAAUCGGGCCCAUUUUUUGUGGUCUCCAUCAGCCUUGACGAGGAUAAGGUGGCCACGACAAUCAUGUAUUCGUCGGACACGGGUACUUGGAGCACCCCGGCCUCCCUUGAUCUAGGUUUUAUUGAGAGUGAUAUCAGUAUCUCUUGGAUGCACGGUGUGCUCUCCGGAGGCGCGCUACAUUUUAUCUUGAUGCACGACGAUGCUCGUCUUGGUGUACUUAAGUAUGACUUGGGGACGUCUUGCCUAUCAGAGAUUGAGCCGGCGUUUGAGAUUCAGAGUGCCCGCUUUGACUCUCAUGCCCUGAUUGCACCGGAGGACGGCCAACUGGGGAUUGCGAGGCUCAGUGGUUUCAAUCUCUCCGUGUACUGGAGGGAGGUUUGUCACGACCAGGUUGCAACGUGGACAAAAUCUGAAGUCAUUGACCUAAAGAAGCAUCUCCUUGCAAGCAAUCCCAUGAUCUCACAUACCGAGUUGGUUGGCUCUGUUGAAAGAACGACUAUCAUCUUUGCAACCACAAAUAUUGGCACCUACAUGAUUGAUCUCAAGUCACUAAGGUCGAAGAAGCUCACGAGCGAGCUUCGUCUUUUCAACCAUCCAUGGGCUCUGUUCCCCUAUUUUAGCUUCUACAAUCCCCAGCGGGACAAGUUGAGAACGCGGUCGAUUUAGGAGAAAGUGAAAUGGGAAGCAUUGAUGAGGAAUCAGGAGAGAGUGAAUUUCGAAGCAGUGACAAGGAACCAUGAGAAAGUGAUGCUGGAAGCAGCGACGAGGAAAUGAGAAAGCUGAUGCUUGAAGCACCGAUGAUGAAGCAGAAGAAGCCGAAGCUAGAAACAUCAAUGACGAAGCAUAGACCUUGGGUGAGGGCUUGAAGCAAGGUCAUUUUGUCUACCAUUUUGAUAUUGUUUCUCGUUCAAGGCCCUACCAGUCAGUAACUAAAGUGUACUUAUAAACCUGGCAAAGUUGUUGUGUGAAUCCCAAAUAAGUAGACUUGUCGUGGAGUAGUCGAUUGUUGCAACUAAGCCAUGACUUCAGGUUUUGUGUCAGAGUCGGAACAUGGUGCUUUCAAAAUAGAGUGCGCUUGCAUUCGUAUAA
Triticum aestivum (bread wheat) is the source of this 1998-nucleotide messenger RNA. RefSeq lists its product as uncharacterized. Bases 580 to 1575 code for a protein of 331 amino acids. Gene Ontology annotation, molecular function: protein binding. NCBI's taxonomy places the organism in Eukaryota, Viridiplantae, Streptophyta, Magnoliopsida, Poales, Poaceae. The record is from RefSeq and is a predicted model, not a curated record. The transcript has 4 exons.